Messenger RNA from Protopolystoma xenopodis, 390 nucleotides. NCBI's taxonomy places the organism in Eukaryota, Metazoa, Platyhelminthes, Monogenea, Polystomatidea, Polystomatidae. The record is from the annotation of a GenBank genome assembly.
AUGACAACAAAUGGAGUUGGCAGCCUGAAACAAGUUGCCUGGUCAGAGUGGAGUUUAGUGAACAUGCUAGACCGGCCAGCCAGUCAGUCAGUCGGAGUUUCGUAUUCAAAUGCCAUAAUAAAACUGUAUUCGGAAAAAAAAAUGCUAAUUUUCAAUUCCACAAACCUCGGGUUGGAUUCGUUGGCAUUGGCCGACACCUCACAGACAUGUGCAUGCGUGGCUGCUUUACGUUUCUCUGUCUUUCUUCGCCUCUUGUGCACAUUGUCUGUCUCACUCUUUCUCUUUGAUGCUGUGAUCGGCAAAGUCGAGUACCGGUCCAACGGCCAAGAAAUAUGCCACCGGCAGAACAACUUAUCACCUGAACCCGCCAGCAACGUGGCGGUUGGAUGA